Fusarium keratoplasticum is the source of this 819-nucleotide messenger RNA. RefSeq lists its product as uncharacterized. The record is from RefSeq and is a predicted model, not a curated record. Lineage: Eukaryota; Fungi; Ascomycota; Sordariomycetes; Hypocreales; Nectriaceae. The coding region runs from base 1 to 819 and encodes 272 amino acids. Gene Ontology annotation, molecular function: enoyl-CoA hydratase activity; delta(3)-delta(2)-enoyl-CoA isomerase activity. Gene Ontology annotation, cellular component: peroxisome. Gene Ontology annotation, biological process: fatty acid beta-oxidation. The transcript has 2 exons.
AUGGCUCUCUUCACACUCCAAAUCCCAAAAUGCGGCCCCCACGUAGGCGGAACGCUCACUUGCACUGAGCCCGAGCCAGCCGUGUACCUUUUAACUCUGACGUCGCCGCCGGACAACCGUCUCACCGAGCCUGUUCUCAAGGCGUUUCUCAACGCGCUUGAUAUCCUCGAGUUUGGAUACCCCCACGGUGUCGUCAUCACCACUUCAGGCAUCCCCAAGUUCUACAGCAAUGGUCUCGACUUGGAACAUGCUGUUGCUACGGAUGGCUUCUGGCAUCUUCUCUACGAUGUCUGGAGACGAUUCCUAACAUAUCCAAUGCCGACUGUGGCCUUCCUCAACGGCCACGCCUUCGCGGGUGGCCUCAUGCUCGCAGCAGCCCAAGACUACCGCCUAGCCCCCUCCCCGCGCGGCUUCCUCUGCGUCAACGAGCUCCUCUUCGGGGCUCCCCUCAAGCCCGCCAUGUCAGCCCUCUUCCGACACAAGGUCCCCUCCACAACCUACCGCAGCCUGGUCCUCGAGGCGAAGCGCUUCACCGCAGAGGAGGCCGUGGCCGCUGGGCUCGCCGACGGCGUGGCCACGGGGUUAGACGAUGUGCUGGCGUUUGUAAAGGAGAAGGAUCUGGUGUCAAAGUGCAAGUCGGGUGUUUAUGGUGUGCUCAAGGCAGAGAUGCACAGCGAGCUUAUCGAGUUCCUCAAGAGUCCCAGCAGGGAGGCUCACGAGCAGAGGUUCGACGACGUCCAGGCGAGUGAAGACGAGAGAAGGGAGUUUGGAAAGGUCUGGUACGAGCAGUGGCUCAAGGAGACCAAGGCAAAGCUGUAG